UCAUCUUUUUCCUCUGUUUCAAGCUUACAGUGAGAUCAGAAAGAUGAGUAGCUCUGAUCAAUCUCCGUCGCACAACGUCUUUGUCUACGGCAGUUUCCAAGAACCAGCCGUCGUAGGUCUGAUUCUUGAAUGUACUCCGGUCAUCGUCUCAGCUCAACUCCAUGGCUAUCACUUGUAUAGACUCAAGGGUCGUUUGCAUCCAUGUAUAUCUCCUUCUGAGAACGGUGUAAUCAACGGCAAGAUACUAACUGGAUUAACAGAUGUUCAGUUAGAGAACUUAGAUAUGAUUGAAGGAGAUGAUUAUGUGAGGAAGACUGUUGAAGUUGUAUUGACUGAUACUUGUGAGAAGAUGAAUGUGGAAACGUAUGUAUGGGCUAAUAAAGAUGAUCCUGAUAUGUAUGGGGAAUGGGAUUUCGAGGAAUGGAAGAGGCUUCACAUGGAGAAAUUCAUCGAGGCGUCGAAGAAGUUUAUGGAAUGGAAGAAGAAUCCGGAUGGGAAAAGUAGAGAAGAGUUUGAGAAGUUUGUACAUGACGAUGAUCCUCCCACCUCGGCUUGAAGGAAGUGGUUGGUGUAUGUGUUGGUUUCAUUUACUUGCAAAUAAAUUAGUCUCAUUAUAAUGAGAAAUAAGAGGCUUUUGUGAGUUGUGGGGAGGACAAAAGAAGAUGUUGUAUCUUAUAUGGUUUGUGAACAUUGUUGUGUUUGUAUGUUAAGACAGAAGAUAUUUGAAGGACCACACUCUAUGUUCUUGAAUUAUAUUAAAAAUUUUAAAACAUUAUCA
This is a messenger RNA of Capsella rubella, 778 nucleotides long. Its product is annotated as protein AIG2 A. Bases 44 to 556 code for a protein of 170 amino acids. The transcript has 5 exons. The record is from RefSeq and is a predicted model, not a curated record. Lineage: Eukaryota; Viridiplantae; Streptophyta; Magnoliopsida; Brassicales; Brassicaceae.